GAGCUGCUGUGGUGUAACGGGAGACCGAGGUGCGACGUGGAAAGGCAGCACGCAUUGCUUUUAUAAUGCAAAAACAAUGAAAUCCAUCGACACCAUGAGAACACAUCUGUCAGCUUUCAGUGUCACCGUGUCACUAAUGUGAAGAAGAAGAAGAAGAAGAAGAAGAAGAAGAAGAAGUCAUGGACGGGGGGUUGACUAUCACUUUUAUAUCGGUUGCGAUGUUUGUAGGUUGUUUUGCACUUGGAUUCAUUCCACUGUUGUUCAGACUCUCUGAGAAAAGCCUGCAGUUUGUCUCCAUCCUGGGAGCAGGACUCCUGUGUGGGACAGCACUGGCCAUCACCAUCCCAGAAGGAGUGGGCUUACUGGAAGAGUCAUGGAGAGCAUCCUCAUCCUCUGAUGUGCCAUCCAGUCUGAAUGCCAGUGAAAUAAAUAGAAAUGCAACUUCCAGAGAGAGAGGCCCUCCACCUCGGUUCUUUAUUGGGGUGGCUUUAACUCUCGGGUUCACCUUGAUGUUUGUAGUGGAUCAGAUCGCAAGUUACUUUUCCAUGCGCGGCCGAACAACUCGUUUGCCUAACAGUGUUGGCAUCACAGCCACUUUGGGGCUGCUCAUUCAUGCUGCAGCUGAUGGAUUCGCUGUGGGAGCAGCUGUAGCCACGGGACAAGUGACAGUGCAAGUUAUAGUAUUUUUAGCUGUGAUCCUACACAAGGCACCUGCAGCUUUUGGUCUGGUCUCCUUUCUGAUGCAUGCAGGCCUUGAAAAGAAGUACAUUCAGGGGCAUUUACUGGCCUUUUCAGCUGCAGCACCUGUACUUGCCAUCCCCACUUACUUCAUAUUACAUGCAUCUGGCAGUUCAUCUCAGAACCAGCUCAGUGCGACAGGUGUGGCAAUGCUCUUCUCAGCUGGGACUUUCCUCUACGUGGCCACAGUGCAUGUUCUUCCUGAGGUCAGCAGCAGCAGCAGCAGCAGCAGCAGCAGCAGCAGGACGGACCAAACUCCCCCGGACCUCCAGCCGCACACUGGAGCCGAGGCCCACCAUCAGCGGCACCUGGGGCUCCUGGAGAGCCUCACUCUGAUCCUUGGGGUCGGGCUCCCGAUGUUGCUGGCUCUCGGGCUGCGUGACGACUGAGAAAGAAACGUCUGUCUCAUAUACCGUAGUGUUCACUGCCUCUAUGGCACAAUGAUUGAAUGGACAAAAUGUGCCUUGAAAGAGAGUUUUACCUUGCUGUGUUAAGUCUCAGUGAAGCUUGCUUUUGAGUGCAGCUAUUGUUUGUGCAUCAAAAAAGCUCUUCAGUGUCUAUAAAGAAUCUGAUAGCUAGUGGACUAGUUUCCAUUCCAGGAAUGAAGAAGAGCGCCAUUUGUUGCCAAGUUUGUAUUCAAUACACUUUCUCAAUGCCCUUUCAUUGUCUGACAAAUAAACCAAAAAGUUGAGGACAUGAUAUGUUCAGUGGUGAAAUCCCAGUAACUGAGUAGAUUUACAGGAACAACCAACUAAUCUGAUACUGUAAGAGAGCUAGGAUGCAUUGUUUGUAUAGUCAGGAGCUCAAAAACAGAACCAGGUUUUCAGUUUAUCAAUGUGAAAUAAAAUAGGAGAGUUUUUAUCAGUACAUCUGCCAAACUGCCCCCCUGCCCUCUCUCCACACAUUCUGUUAUGAAUCGUGCAAAAGUUAAGAAGGAGCUGAAAGGAUUAGAUUUCACUGGAAUUGUACCUCGCACCUCGAUUUCAUGUGACAAAUAAAAAUGGAUUGAUUGAAACCCUCUUAGAUGUGAGGUGGAACAUCAGCCACAAUAUGUAGGAAGUCCAGCAGCUCUUUACAUCUGAUAUAUAAUAAUAAUAAUAAUAAUAAUAAUACGCAAGUCACAGAAACAAGUGGUGUUGUAUGUAACUGGGGUUUUAAAGUGGGUACCUCCAAUCUCAGAUGUUUUAUUGAAUUUAUGUCCAUGUCACUUUAAGAUUUAGGGUUAUCUCUCUUUCAGUUCCUUAUUUAGCAUAUACUGUAUGCAGAAGUCUACGUGAAAUAAAAACAUGUCUGCUCGUGUUAUGAUGGCUUAUUUGACUGCAAACUAGACAACCAUGCCAUUGUUGAAUACAGAUAU
This is a messenger RNA of Perca fluviatilis (European perch), 2095 nucleotides long. Its product is annotated as zinc transporter ZIP9. The coding region runs from base 180 to 1127 and encodes 315 amino acids. The record is from RefSeq and is a predicted model, not a curated record. Gene Ontology annotation, biological process: zinc ion transport; transmembrane transport. Gene Ontology annotation, cellular component: membrane. The transcript has 7 exons. NCBI's taxonomy places the organism in Eukaryota, Metazoa, Chordata, Actinopteri, Perciformes, Percidae. Gene Ontology annotation, molecular function: metal ion transmembrane transporter activity.